GCCUACCGAGUUGUCUCCAGGGUCUUCUGUAUGCCUCUACCCACCGUCCACAGAGUGGUCCACAGGAUGGUGGAUGAGGUGGUGGCUGUGCUGCCUCAAUUUGUUCGCUUCCCCCGCACACAGGAGGAGCUCCAGGUGGUCGGGGAUGGCUUUGCCCGGUUGGCUCAUCACCGAGCAUUUAGUAAGGCAGCAGGGGCAGUAGAUGGCUGCCACAUCCGAAUUAAAUGUCCCGGCGGCCCUGAUGGUCACGACUAUAACAACAGGAAACUCUUCCCGUCCGUGGUGCUCCAGGCUGUCUGUGACCAUCAGGGCCGCUUUAUGGACAUCUUUGUGGGUUACCCAGGAAGCAUGCAUGAUGCACGCAUCCUGAAGAACAGCCCCAUCUACACUAGGGGGACUUACCCUCCACCUGGGUAUUUCCUCCUAGCUGAUGGUGGCUACCCAUGUCUACAGGAACCCCUGGCCCUUAUCACACCAUAUAAGAGGCCAGUGAGAGGCAUGGCAGAGCAACGGUUUAAUUACCAUCAUUCAUUGAGCGUGCCUUUGGAAUGAUGAAAACCCGCUUCAGGUGCAUCUUUUUAGAAGCACUUGAAGUACAUCCAGUGUUUGUCCCUAAGGUGGUGACAGCGUGUGUAAUUUUACACAACAUUUGUGUUGGUGUUGGGGAUGAGCUGGAAGAGGCUGUGGAGGAGGUCGACAACCAGCUACCUCUGGAGCGUGAUGGUGGGGACAGCCG
Messenger RNA from Sander lucioperca (pikeperch), 736 nucleotides. RefSeq names its product putative nuclease HARBI1. NCBI's taxonomy places the organism in Eukaryota, Metazoa, Chordata, Actinopteri, Perciformes, Percidae. Bases 31 to 552 code for a protein of 173 amino acids. The record is from RefSeq and is a predicted model, not a curated record. The transcript has 2 exons.